Messenger RNA from Esox lucius (northern pike), 1697 nucleotides. RefSeq names its product GTPase IMAP family member 9-like. The annotation marks the transcript as partial. The record is from RefSeq and is a predicted model, not a curated record. The transcript is spliced from 8 exons. Gene Ontology annotation, molecular function: GTP binding. Lineage: Eukaryota; Metazoa; Chordata; Actinopteri; Esociformes; Esocidae.
AUGAAAGUGACACUACUAGUACAAACGAAGUUGUAUAUUGUUUGGUUUAACAUUGUAUAGACAUAUCAUUAGGUUUAAGAUAAUCUUUUAAUAUUUGUCGAACAGUGUUAUGGAUAUUAAUCAACAACUUUUAGAUUUAAGUAAAUGACGUGAAGACCAGUAAAGGUGGGAAAAUGACAGAGUCCAGAGAUCACAAUCAGUUGAAACUCAUCACAACUACGAGAGACAUUCAGGCUGCUGAUGUAGAUGUAACCCUCUCCUGUCACCUCUACCAUGAGACCAGUGCUGUUACCAAGACAAUCAGGUGGUUUAAGGAGACAGAGUGUAUUUACCUGUAUAAGAAUGGUCAGGUGGCAGAGAGGAGAGGCUAUGAGGGCAGAGUGAGCCUGAUCCUCCAGGAGAUGGAGAGCGGAAAUGUGUCUCUGAGGAUGAAGAACUUCCAGAUGUCAGAUACUGGGGUCUAUAUUUGUCAGGUCAUCCAUGGAGAACAGAAGGUUGAGACUGCACUGUGUUUAGGGGUCAGGGGAGAAAGCAGGUGGUUGGGGCCAUGUCCAAGCAAUUUGCUAGGUGAGACCCAGGAGAUGAAGUUGAAGAGGGAGGAAUCAGCUGGUGAACUUGCCCAACAUAUAUAUGAUGUGAAGACUGAGGUAGAAAGACUAAGAGAGACCUCAAUCCAGCUGACUGGCAGGUUAGAUGUGAGAGGAGAGACCUCAGACAGGAACACCAGCGUUACACACAGGAGGAGAAAGAGCAUGGACGAUCCCAUUUCUCUUAUGGGAGGAGAGAGCAGCAGUCCAGACUCCCCAGUGUCUCCCAGUGGGUCUGAGCUGAGACUGGUGCUGCUGGGGAGGACUGGUGCUGGGAGGAGGGCAGCAGGAAACACCAUCCUGGGCAGAGAGGAGUUUGGGGCCCAGGCCAGCCCCUCUGCAGUGACCCAGAGGAGUGUGAGGAGAGAGGGGGAGGUGUGUGGGAGACACCUGGUGCUGGUGGACACUCCAGACUGGUUCUGUCCUGGACUCUCUCUGGAGGACAUCAGACAGGAUGUGGGGCUCUGUGUCCGUCUGUCUGCCCCGGGACCCCACGCCUUCCUCCUGGUCAUACCAGUGGAGCCUUCCAAGGAGGAGGAGAGAGGGGUGCUGGAGAGAAUGGAGGAGAUGUUUGGGGAGGGGUGUUGGGGACACACUGUGAUUCUAUUCACCCAUGAUGACAGCCUGAAAGAGCAGAGCAUUGAGGAGUUUCUCCAAGCAGGGAGUCAGGACCUCCAGCAGUUUGUAGAGAAGUGUGGGAGCAGAUACCAUGUCCUCAACAUUAAGGACAGGACCCAUGACACUCAGGUCCCAGAGCUACUGGGGAAGAUAGAGGAGAUGGUGUCAGGAAACAGAGAGAGCUUCUACUCCAGUCAGACCUACCAGGAGGCAGAGACCCAGGUCAGAGAGAUGGAGAGAAAGAUCCAAACGAAGAUGGAGGAGAGGAAACAGAGGGAGGAGAGAGAGACAAGGGCGAGGUUUGAGAGGGAGCUACAAGAAUCUCUGAAGGAGAAAGAUGUAGUAAUACAGAACCUCAGUCGAGAAAUUACAAAACUGAAGGAACGAAUUAAUGAUCUAGAGAGACAACUGAAAGAAGAGAGGAAUGAGGAGAGGAAGAGAGAGCUAGAGAGAGAGAUAAAGAGAGAGUCUGAUAGGAGGAAGGAAUUGGAG